This is a messenger RNA of Pieris napi, 830 nucleotides long. RefSeq names its product mid1-interacting protein 1A. Bases 165 to 671 code for a protein of 168 amino acids. The transcript is spliced from 2 exons. NCBI's taxonomy places the organism in Eukaryota, Metazoa, Arthropoda, Insecta, Lepidoptera, Pieridae. Gene Ontology annotation, biological process: regulation of lipid biosynthetic process. Gene Ontology annotation, cellular component: cytosol. The record is from RefSeq and is a predicted model, not a curated record.
GCUCCCCACUUUUAGCCAAACGUCAAAUCGUUUAUGACUGUGCGGUCGUUUGUGUCUCAAGAAAUCAGUCUUUCCGCGAGAUUUCGUAAGCUAGUGCUUAACUGUGAAUAAAAAUUAGAGCGUGUGUGUUCAGUGAUAUUUAAAACAAAGUUAAAUAACACAAGAUGUCUUUCAAUACCGAUAUUUCAUCAAAACUGGAAAACAGCAGGAACAGCUUGCGAAAAAUUGCUAGAAAUGAUAACACUGAGUUCUCUAAGGAAAGCAUCCUCCAUGAAAUGGAGAAAUUCGUGAAAAUGGUCAAUACCAUGGACGAUACAGUACUUGUGCCCAGUCGGUUGAUGAACCUACCACAGGAGGGUGAUGAUGACCCAUUCAGUCUCUUUUCCAUGCUGAAUGACCUAAAGACUGAGCUGCUCUGGGCGGGAGCUGAACCUGAAGAGCAGAGUGAUCGUGGAAGAAGAGUGUCAGACAUGAGUGACACCGACAGCGAAACAUCAAGUGCUGCUGGCGACUCUGGCAUUGAAGGUGAGGAUGAAAGAGAGUCAGCUGCUCGCGCCGCUGAAGACUGUCGGCGCCAUCUUAGAGGCCUGCGCCGCUGCCUUCGCCUACUGACCGCUUCAGCUACACAUCUCACGAGGUCUUAUCAAGAAGAAGUGGGAGCCCCGGUUUAAAUAUUACAAAUUUGCAACUUAAUACCUGUGAUGUAAACUUGUCCCGCACAUGAUGUACAUAUAGUAUAAGCGGCCUCCUGUAAAUAUUGGCUAGUUGGGCUAGGCGUGUGUGGAAUCUCAGUAAGUUAUGUGGUUAUUUAAUAAAAUUAUUGUGAACAG